Molecule: messenger RNA, 1406 nt
Organism: Girardinichthys multiradiatus
Lineage: Eukaryota; Metazoa; Chordata; Actinopteri; Cyprinodontiformes; Goodeidae
Gene: vgll4l
Product: vestigial like 4 like
Exons: 5
Coding region: 110-913 (267 amino acids)
Biological process (GO): negative regulation of DNA-templated transcription
Molecular function (GO): transcription coactivator binding
Source: RefSeq, a predicted model, not a curated record
CUGCAUGAGCGCAGAGCCAGAAUCUCAUAACCUUUCCAAAAGAAUCUAUCGCUGAGUUUCAGAUUGUUCCAGCAAGCGUUUGUCUCCACUCAGACAAAGUCGAGGAGCCAUGGCUGUGGCUAACUUCCAGUACAUUACCCGGAUGAGCAGUGGCUUCAAAGUCUACAUUUUAGAAGGUCAGUCUCAUCUCAGAGGUGAAGACCGGUACAGAAAUAUGACCAACGACCGAGCUCGGGCCCCGGCUGUGUUUCCGAUCAAACGCAAGCGCAAUUACGAGAGAGGCCUGACUUUGGAGGAAAGGCGAGAGCGGGCAAUAAGCAGGAGCAAGAUGGCCCAGACAUCUGGUCCGGUGCAUGCAGCCCUCAGUAACCAGCAGAGUCCAUCAUCCCCCCAGAGCCCAACACCGAGCCCUACCAGCCCUUUGCCCUCCUACGUGUACUACACACCAGUCAGUGACGAACCCCUGGCACUCAUCAAAAAACCGAGGAAAGAGCCUCAAAACUCAGAGGAAAAGAUUACAGGUUCAGCCGCCACUCAGAUCCAGAUCCGUCCAUCUGUGAUCACCUGUGUGUCCUCAGUAAAAAAACCUUCCUGUAGACCUGAGGUCCACCGAAGCCACUCCUCAGCAGAUUCCAACUAUGAUCACGUCCUUGAGGAGCAUUUCCAGAGAAGCCUGGGGGUCAACUACCCGCAAUCCCGCGCCAAGGAGCUCUCCAUCAGUGUGUCCGUGGAUGACCACUUUGCCAAGGCACUAGGAGAGGACAAGUGGCUGCAGAUCAAAUCCAAAUCCUCAUCCUGUUCUUCCACACCUCCCAGCAGUCCCAGCGUCACUCACUCUCCCACCUACAACCACAGCCCCAAUCAGUCCCACAAAGAGUCAUCACUGAUUUCCAGCCACUGGCCCCUUAACUAAAAAGGAAACGGCUCCUGAUCCGUUCUGGAAAACUGAACUUUUUUUUUAACAUUUCAGCGCAAACAGUUUCCCCUUCCAUGCAACAAGGAAGCCAGCGCUAGUGUAUAAAUCAAGCAAACAGAUGAUACAGGAAAGCAGUCAUCAUGGACUUCAACACAUACAAACCCGAUUGACAAUGAUGCAGACAAAUGUAGCAUUGAGCGGGAGAACCUUGUUUUGUUACAUUUCUACCCUCUGCCUAGCAUCUGAUACUUGAGAUACUGUAGAUGGUGAAUGGGAUGAUUGAUAAAUCAGCCAAAUAAUCCUUUACAUUUCUUUACAUUCCUGCCAUUCCUAGCAGACUGCCUGAAUGCCAUAAACUGACAUGUAUUUAUAUUCUGAAACACUUGGGUUCUUUAUAGUCUGAAUGACUUGUCUCUCUGCUGUGUACUAUUUUGCUUGUAAGUCAGAGUUUUAGAAAUACUUUUAUAAAAAAUAAAAUGAACAAAGAAUA